CCACGGGGGAGAGCUAUAGCAACAGUUGCCUCGAAACCCCCGCGCGAGGAGGCGCCAUAGUGACGGUAGCCCUGGAGACGGUUUCUUGCCAACGGGAGCCGCCGCCGCCGCCGCCCCCCAACGCCGCCCGAGCCCAGCGGAGCCCCUCGGAGGAGGGCAGCCCGGAGAGGGCGGCAGAGAGAAGCAUGCAGGCUUCCGAGAGCGGCUCCGAGCCCGUCACCCCCGUGGCCCUGCGGACGGCAGCUGCAGUCCAGGCGCCCGUGGUUCAGCCGGUCCCUGCAUCCCAACAGAGGGUUUUGGUGCAAACUACAGGCUCAGCUCCGAAAGGCGCACAGAUGCAGUCGCUCAGCAUCCCUCGUGUCCAGCAGGUACAAACAAUCCAGCACGUUUACCCGGCUCAAGUCCAGUAUGUGGAAGGCGGGGAAGCCAUCUACACCAAUGGGGCCAUCCGGACCACCUACUCCUACAACUCCGAAGCCCAGAUCUACGCCCCCAGCAGCGCCGCCAGCGCCUCCUACUUCGAGCCCCAGGGGGCCAGCGCGCAGGUCAGCAGCUCGGGGGCCUCUUCGCCGACGGCUGUCCCGUCCCACGGGAUGGUGGGUCUGGCCAUGGACCUCGGCGGGAGCCAGAUCGUCUCCAGCUCGGGGGCCUACUUGGUCCAUGGCGGGAUGGAGAACGCCCGGCACGCCGUCCUGCAGACUUCGCGGUCCUCUCCGGCCACGCUGGAAAUGGCUAUUGAAAACCUCCAAAAAAAUGAAGGCAUAACUUCGCAGAAAACCAGCUUAUUGAACAGCCAUCUCCAGUGGCUGCUGGAUAACUAUGAGACAGCCGAAGGGGUGAGCCUGCCACGCAGCUCUCUUUACAACCACUACCUCCGCCACUGCCAGGAGCACAAGCUGGACCCCGUCAAUGCUGCCUCCUUUGGGAAGCUCAUCCGCUCGGUCUUCAUGGGGCUGAGGACCCGCCGUCUGGGCACCAGGGGGAACUCGAAGUACCAUUAUUACGGCAUCCGUCUCAAGCCGGAUUCACCCCUCAACCGCCUGCAGGAAGAUCCUCAAUACAUGGCCAUGCGGCAGCAGCCGGUCUACCAGAAACAGAGGUACCGACCUUCUCAGAAAUCGGAGGGGGCCUCUGAGACCGGAGCAGGAAGCAGCAGCAGCCUCCACACCACCCCGGAGCAGUCGGUGGCUGCCCAGAGCCAACAUCACCAGCAGUUCAUUGAUGUCACCCGGAUCCUGCCCGAAUUCCCGGCCCUGGACCUGGGUCACGUCCUGCCUCGGGACGGAAUCGAGGCCGACCAUGUCAAAACCUUUCAGCUCCUCUACUGGCGCCACUGCAAAGCCAACGUGGACGUGGUCAUGAACCUUCAGUUUCCUUAUAUUGAGAAGCUCUGGCGGUCAUUUUGGAACGCUGAGCCUGGCUCUCGGGAGAUGCCUUCCGCCGUCGCUUCCAGCAGUGAGGAAUCGUGUGACGACGCCCUCCCGAGACACACGCUGGUCGCCUUGUGCAAAUACGACGCCGUCUUGACCUGGAUGCGAAGCUGCGACCACAUCCUGUACCAGACGCUGGUGGAGAUCCUCAUCCCGGACGUUCUCCGGCCGGUUCCCGGCACGCUGACGCAGGCCAUCCGCAAUUUUGCCAAGGGUUUGGAAGGCUGGCUGACCAACGCCAUGAGCGAGUUCCCCCAGCCGGUCAUCCAGGCCAAGGUGACCGUGGUGAGUGCCUUCGCCCAGACGCUCCGGCGCUACACCUCGCUCAACCACCUGGCCCAGGCGGCCCGCGCCGUGCUCCAGAACACCUCCCAGAUCAACCAGAUGCUCAGCGACCUCAACCGGGUGGACUUCGCCAACGUCCAGGAGCAAGCCUCGUGGGUCUGCCAGUGUGAAGAGGGGCUGGUGCAGAAACUGGAGCAGGAUUUCAAGUUGACCCUCCAGCAGCAAAGCUCCCUCGACCAGUGGGCCGGUUGGCUGGACAACGUUGUCACCCAGGUCCUGAAGCCACACGAGGGAGGCCCCAGCUUCCCAAAGGCAGCGCGGCAGUUCCUGCUCAAGUGGUCCUUCUACAGCUCCAUGGUGAUCCGAGACCUGACACUCCGCAGUGCCGCCAGCUUCGGCUCCUUCCACCUGAUCCGCCUUCUCUAUGACGAGUACAUGUUCUACCUGGUGGAGCACCGCGUUGCCCACGCGACCGGGGAGACGCCCAUUGCCGUGAUGGGAGAGCUAAGUGAUCUAGCAUCCAUGUCUCCUGUCCUCCUGGAAAAAGAUGACAUGAGCGACUUAGGAAGCGAAGUGGACAUUGAUUCCCGGUGUGCCGGCGAGCCCCCCGUGAAGCGCGAACGCGGCGACCCGGGGCCCUCAUUGCAAGAGAUCUGAAUCUGUCCUCCUGACAGUGAAAGGAAGCCAAACGCCCAGCCUCCAAAGCUUUCUCAGAAUCCCGAUGGCUGGGGUUUCCAAUUUCGCCGUGAAAAUGAGUGCCUCUAAUUAUUAUUAUUUUUUUCUCCCUGCUUUGACGAGUCUUCACAGAAAGACCAGAACUGGAUCGCGGCCGGAGGGACUGCGGUGGGUAGCUCGCCAGCUGACCGGCGCAAGCCGAAUCCAACGCUGCCCCUGUGCACGAGUAAACUCUCCUCUUCGGAGGGGAUGCCCGACGCUUUUCUGCGCAGCCGCCAAAGUUCUGUCUGCCUCCGAUUCUCUCUCUCUCAUAGCCUUAAUGGACUCUGGAUCGAUUGUAGAACUGUUUUUACAAAGGGGGCGAGGUUGGGGAGCCUUUGAGAGCAGCUUCCCCCAAAUUCCCUCUCUUUCUUUCCACUGUGACAUGGAUCCUCUCGGCUCCCGUAAACCCGGUCCUCCCCCCCCACCCUGAUUUUUGCCUCUGUAGGGGUUUGGGCAGAAAAAGGGUGGGAGCACCUUCGAAACCCCAGACGUGCCAAAUAAAUCUACAC
Pogona vitticeps (central bearded dragon) is the source of this 2941-nucleotide messenger RNA. It is a transcript of the gene RFX2, whose product is annotated as regulatory factor X2. The record is from RefSeq and is a predicted model, not a curated record. Lineage: Eukaryota; Metazoa; Chordata; Lepidosauria; Squamata; Agamidae. Gene Ontology annotation, biological process: regulation of transcription by RNA polymerase II. Gene Ontology annotation, molecular function: DNA-binding transcription factor activity, RNA polymerase II-specific; RNA polymerase II cis-regulatory region sequence-specific DNA binding. Gene Ontology annotation, cellular component: nucleus.